Molecule: messenger RNA, 1510 nt
Organism: Paramacrobiotus metropolitanus
Lineage: Eukaryota; Metazoa; Tardigrada; Eutardigrada; Parachela; Macrobiotidae
Exons: 6
Coding region: 435-1295 (286 amino acids)
Source: RefSeq, a predicted model, not a curated record
UUUCCUCAUGAUUUACUUCUCGAUGGCACAGUCAUACUCCACCAAGCUGUUUUUACAUUACACAUCACAGCCAGCAUUACGUGUCUCACAUCAACAAUGGACAGGAGGUCGAGCUUUCUAAACUUCCUCUACAGCGAUCAAAGUAACACACGCAUAAUACGAUACGAACACAUAUUUUGAUGCAUCUCACGCAUGCUAUCAUCGCGGCAGCGACUCAUACCUGAUGAUGACCAGUCACACGGAGACGGAUUAUUAUGGCUUUUUAAUAAUUCGACACUGUAGCUACGGUUGCACACCGUAGCUGCUGGCGCUGUCCUAAAUCUGUUUGGCGUGUAAAAUUGUGUAACGCUUAGUACUCCCCAUUUCUGCAUCCCUAAUACUGGUUGCUUUUCCACGGCUGUGCGAGGGAAUAAAUAAUCUUCAUUAUCGUCAGAAUGGAGAAACAAGAAAGGAAAUCCCGACUUAUUCUGCUUUUGGCGUUUUUCCUAACGCUAACUGCCAUCGGAUUAUUGGCCGGUGCCAUGAGCUCGGACGAAUGGGUUUAUGCGGAAAUACAGCAGCUGAACAGGUCGCCUAGCCCGUCACCUGAAUCCAGCCGAGCCGGUGCUGAUGAACCAGGCUACGCCAGCCAUGGACUCUUCAAGGGGAAAUUUGUUCCACCGGGAAAUAUCUUGCGGGUGCAACAUUCUGUAGAUUUAACCUGUAACGCCUCGACACGAAUCUGCCGCUAUGACGCUUUUGACCCAAGGGAUGGCCAUCUAUAUUAUGUGGAGUCGAACUCGUACGCCAGCAUAAACCUGGCGGAGUUUUGUGAAAAAACAUCUCAAGCUACUGGAAUUUUAGAACAUCCAGGUGAACCCAGUUUUUGGCUUUGGAUCUCCACAGUCAUAUUUCUCUCCUUGGCUAUACUGUUCGCCCUCUUCGCAGCGAUCGCAACGCUAGUAAAUGUGAUAUAUGUCCCGAUCUCCGACAUUGCGGGAAUCCAGGGCGUAUAUGUGUGGAACGCAAUUGCAAGUUUGAGUACCUUGACCACGCUUUGCAUCUGGGCUGGCAUGUACUACAGCCACCUGCGGUACAACAUACUUCCAGUCAUUGUUAUCGGCUGGGGAGGGACAACAUGCGGCCUGGCAUAUCAUGGGAAUGCAGUCUGGAUAAUCCUUGCAGCGCUUCUGAUAUUCAUCUUGAAUAUUGCUGUCAUCCGGUGUCGGAGAGGAGUUAGUUCUGUACGUCAUCCUGGAAGAGCGAUAUACGUUAAAGGGCAUGCAAAAGACGGGCACGAUACCACAUACUACUGAAGCAAACUUGCCAGCCUUUCCACAUUCCUAUUUACUGUUGCUGACAUUGUGUUGUUUUGGGUGGUUUUGAUUUCUGAUUACCUGUAUGUCCAUGACAUUGUAUCAAUGAUUUGCCAUAAUAUGUUUACUGCGAGAUGAAAUGUACGAGUUUCCAUGUACGAUUCCAUGUUUUUGUUCUAAUGGUUUUCGCACAUAAAAGACAGCAGAAUUUUAAA